GGGAAAUGAGAGGUCUAAAGGGAUAAUAAAACCUCUACUUUUAACAGGGCAGAGAGAGAGUGAGAGGAGAGAGAGAGAGAUUCCUGAGUCUCUUUCCUGUUAGCGAGAACAGCCUCAUCUCUGGCUUGAUCUGCGUUUUGCACGACAAUGAGGCUGCCGGCCGAGAGUUCCGGAGUGGUGGAAUGCAGUGGCGGCGAGAGUACUGCGGCGGCCGGCGAAGACGGCGGCGGCGGCGGCGGCGCUGUGGUGGUGGUUGGAGUGAAGGUGGACUCUCGGAGUAAAGAGUUGCUGACUUGGGCGCUGGUGAAGGUGGCGCAGAGUGGCGAUCGCGUCAUUGCUCUUCACGUGCUGGAUCCCAACGUCGAGAAAUCGGAUUUGCUUUCGCUGGUGAAGACUUUUGAUUCCAUGCUGGCUGCUUAUGAAGGUUUCUGCAACCUAAAACAGGUGGAUUUAAAGCUCAAGGUCUGUAAAGGUUCUCCAAUUCAUAAAAUCAUUCUCCGGGAAGCAAAAUCAUGUGGAGCAACAAGUAUAAUUCUUGGCGCUUCAGGAGUUGAUCACAAAAUUAGAUCAAGGACCUCAGUUGCCAAGUAUUGCGCCAAGAAUCUUCAAAAGAAUGUAUCAAUUAUAUGUGUUAACAAUGGCAAGAUUGUUUUUGGAAGAGAAUCAAAUGCUUCUUGUGUCUCGUUGCUUGGAAGUGUUGAUGUCAGGCGACCAAGAUCAAGGAAGAGGAAAUUGUCCAAAAGCCCUCUAAGUCUGCCACCCCAGAGACUUCUAACAUCAUCCAGCGAUGAAACUCCAAAUGUUUCAAUGGCUCUGGUACCCAUAAAAACUCGCGAAAUGCCUGAAUCUAAAUCAGGUUGGGCAGUAUUGCGCAAGUCCUUUUUUCAUGGACUUAGACUACCCGAAUCUCCAUCUUGUAAGAAGUCAUCUGUGAUCCGAUGGAUAUUGAGAUUACCGAGUCGACAAUCUGAUGCAGCUACUAUUUAUCCUGAUCAGAAACAGACUACUACAUCUGAUACAUCUGAAUGCAUUACAAAUUCGGACCCAGAGAACGGAGCUAUUGUACUGUACUCAGUUGAUUGUAACUCUAAUCUUUGUUCAUCUAAUAUCUUCUCGGAAGGACUCAAUGCUCUUACAGAGAAGUACUCAAGUGCAUGCCAACUGUUUAGCUACCAGGAGCUCUUGUUAGCUACGAAUAAUUUCUUACCUGAAAAUUUGAUUGGAAAGGGUGGAAGCAGCCGGGUUUAUCGAGGCUGUCUACCAGGAGGUCAGGAAUUAGCUGUCAAGAUACUAAAACCAUCAGAAGAUGUACUGAAACAAUUUGUUUCAGAAAUUGAAAUAAUUUCGUCUUUGCGUCACAAGAACAUAAUUUCUUUAGUUGGCUUCUGUUUUGAGGAGGACAAAUUACUACUAGUUUAUAAUCUUCUUUCUAGAGGGAGCCUGGAAGACAAUCUCCAUGAAUUCGAUGCUGAAAAGUCCAACAAAAAAUUUGGUUGGGACAUGAGGUAUAAAGUUGCUUUGGGAGUUGCAGAGGCACUAGACCACUUACAUAGUUCAGCUGAACCAAUUAUUCACAGAGAUGUGAAGUCUUCAAAUAUUCUUCUUUCAGAUGAUUUUGAACCACAGUUGUCGGAUUUUGGCCUUGCAUCAUGGGCUUCAAGUUGUUUACAGCAUAUGGGUACCUCAGAUGUUGCUGGCACAUUUGGCUACUUGGCUCCAGAAUAUUUUAUGAAUGGAAAGCUAAACGAGAAACUUGAUGUCUAUGCAUUUGGAGUUGUACUUCUGGAGCUAUUAUCGGGAAGAAAGCCGAUUAAUGAUGGAUCUCCGAAGGGCAAACAAAGCUUGGUGAUGUGGGCUAAAGACAUUUUGAAGGAGGGGAAAACCUCAGAACUCGAAGACCCAGAGUUGGUUGAUGCUUAUGACCAAGAACAAUUUGAGAUUAUGGUCUCAGCUGCAACCUUGUGUACCAGACACGCACCACAAUCUCGUCCUGAAAUCAGCCUCGUCCUCAAACUCCUUCAAGGCGAUCCAGCAGUGGUCGAGUGGGCUAGGCAGGAAACCAAGACUUGUGAGGACUUAAAUGUAAUCUAUAACGAGCAAUCGGCUACAGAGAUCCAGUCCUUCAUUAACCUUGCACUUCUUAAUUUAGAAGACGAUUCCGCGUCUACAAGCAGCACCGAGCUGAACAUAUCCGUGGAGGAUUAUUUGGGGGGCCGAUGGAGCCGUUCAUCAAGCUUCGACUGAAAUGUAGAGCAUAAUGGAGUCGGAGUGUGUACAUAGAUAUAGAGGCUUCAUUUGUUGUGUAUUGCGAGGUAUUGGACGAGAGGAUCUCUAUCCCCCAAUGGUUUUUGACCUCCUCCUUGCCUAAUUUUUCUAGUCAUAUACAGUGUUUAGGUUACAUAAUUGGCAGCGUCAAGGAAUGCCAAACUAUUGCAGUUUAUGGGUAUAAAUGUAGUGCUUACUAAGUGGAUGUUGGUUGUUUAUUGUGUUUAGAUUCAUUUCAAUUACUAGAAUUUAUUAAUUCCCAA
Salvia miltiorrhiza (redroot sage) is the source of this 2528-nucleotide messenger RNA. Its product is annotated as protein kinase STUNTED-like. Lineage: Eukaryota; Viridiplantae; Streptophyta; Magnoliopsida; Lamiales; Lamiaceae. The record is from RefSeq and is a predicted model, not a curated record. Gene Ontology annotation, biological process: protein phosphorylation. The transcript has 9 exons. Gene Ontology annotation, molecular function: ATP binding; protein kinase activity. The coding region runs from base 148 to 2244 and encodes 698 amino acids.